AUGUGUGAAAAGUAUCAAGAUGGAUUGAAAUAUGAUAUCCAGAUAGCGGUUCUACCUCUGCAUAUUAUGCGCUUUGGUGAGCUGAUAGAAAGAUGUUUGGAGUUGGAAGGAAUUGACAAUAGGAAGAAUCAAUAUGGAUCAGGAGUACCAACCCGAAACAACAAUCACAAGGGCCAUUUUAACCGAGGCCAUGGAGGAAGGACCCAACAAGGGGGUAGGCCAUAUCAAAGGCCUACACCAUAUCAUAACCAGGAUUCUAGGAGGUUAAUGUUCAAGUGUUACAGUUGUGGAGGGGCACAUCUUAACAAAGAUUGUCCAAAUAGAAAUAUUGGAGCUUGUUUUCGUUGUGGUCAGAAGGGCCAUUUUCUCAAAGAUUGUCCCCAAGGACAAAACCAACCAACAAGCCAGAAGAGUGUCCUAAUAAACAAUAACAAUGUAGGGAGAGCAAGGAACGGAGGCCCAAAUGUUGGUCAAGGACCUCAGAAUCAGAACAAGCCAACCACGGGAAGAGUAUUUGCAAUUAGAGGAGUUGAGAUCUCAAAGUCAGAUGGGUUAAUCCAAGGUAUGUGUCUAAUUGGAGAUAAGUUGGUAUCAGUAUUAUACGAUUCAGGAGCUACACAUUCAUUUAUAUCUACAUCUUGUGCGGAAAUUUUGGGAUUUGAAAUUAUUGAUCUCAAUAAUAAGUUGACCAUUACAACUCCCUCGGUAGAAAGAAUGGUAACUUGUUCAGUCUGUGCAGACUGCCCUGUAAUUUUAGAAAAUAGAAGAUUCUUAGUAGACCUUAUAAUACUCCCGCUAAAAGACCUAGAUGUCAUCUUAGGAAUGGAUUGGUUAUCAGCCAACGAUGUAAACUUGGGGUGCAAGAAGAAAAUUUUAACGUUUGGAGAAGAUAGUGGAGAAGUCAUAAAGGUGGAAACUCUCACCCAAAAAUUUAUGAUGUUAUUCUCUAUGUCAGAAGGAGAAACCCCUAGUGUUGAAAAACUUCCAGUGGUCUGUGAAUUCCCGGAAGUUUUUCCAGAAGAGGUUCCAGGUUUACCACCGGUUAGGGAAGUGGAGUUUUCUAUAGACUUGGUUCCAGGCACUGGACCAAUUUCUAUAUCUCCUUAUCGAAUGUCACCCUCAGAGAUGGCUGAGUUAAAGAAACAGUUAGACGAGAUGUUAGAGAAGGAAUUUAUUAGACCGAGUGUAUCGCCAUGGGGAGCUCCAGUCUUGUUUUUCAAGGAGAAGGAUGGUUCUUCUAGACUUUGUGUAGAUUAUAGACAACUUAAUAAAGCUACUGUAAAAAACAAGUAUCCUUUGCCUAGAAUCGAUGACUUGAUGGACCAGUUAAAGGGAGCAUCGGUAUUCUCGAAGAUUGACUUGAAGUCUGGAUAUCAUCAGAUCAGGGUGAAGGAGGAUGAUAUUCCAAAAACAGCUUUCAGAUCCCGUUAUGGACACUAUGAGUACUUAGUGAUGCCAUUUGGUUUGACUAAUGCUCCAGCAGUAUUCAUGGAUUACAUGAAUAGGAUCUUUAGGUCGUACUUAGAUCAAUUUGUUGUAGUUUUCAUUGAUUACAUUUUGAUUUAUUCCAAGAAUGAGGUAGAGCAUGAAGAACAUUUGAGAAUUAUGCUACAUAUAUUAAAGGACCGCCAAUUGUACGCGAAAUUCUCGAAAUGUGAAUUUUGGUUGAAGGAGGUACAAUUUCUUGGUCAUGUUAUCAGCAAAGAAGGUAUUGCAGUAGACCCGAGUAAAGUCGAAGCAGUAACAAAGUGGGAAAGUCCAAAGAAUGUUGGUGAGAUUCGAAGUUUUCUUGGACUAGCUGGAUAUUAUCGGAGGUUCAUUGAAGGAUUCUCAAAGAUCGCUUUGCCUAUGACUCAGUUAACGAGGAAGGGUAAGAACUUUGAAUGGACAAAAGAGUGUGAAGAAAGUUUUCAGAAGUUGAAGGAAAGAUUGACUUCAUCACCAAUACUCAUCUUACCAGAAGGAAAGGCCAAUGUUGUAGCAGACGCCUUGAGUCGAAAGAAACUUCAUGUAUCUGCAAUGAUGUUGAAGGAAGAAGAAGCGUGUACUCUUGAACACAAAGGAAGUUGGGAUGAGUUCUUACCAUUUAUUGAGUUUACUUACAACAAUAGCUUUCAUUCAAGUAUUGGCAUGGCUCCAUAUGAAGCAUUGUAUGGACGAAGGUGUCGAACGCAUUUAUGUUGGUAUGAAGUUGGAGAAAAUAAAAUAUUGGGUUCAGAAUUUGUGCAACAAACAAUAGACCAGGUUAAGCUUAUUAGAGAAAAGAUGAAAGCUGCACAUGAUCGUCAAAAGAGUUAUAGUGAUAAAAGGAGAAGACCUUUGGAAUUUGAGGCAGGAUAUCACGUGUUCAUUAGGGUAACUCCUAGAGCGGGAAAUGCAUGA
This is a messenger RNA of Lathyrus oleraceus (garden pea), 2382 nucleotides long. RefSeq lists its product as uncharacterized. Gene Ontology annotation, molecular function: nucleic acid binding; zinc ion binding. The transcript is spliced from 3 exons. Bases 1 to 2382 code for a protein of 793 amino acids. NCBI's taxonomy places the organism in Eukaryota, Viridiplantae, Streptophyta, Magnoliopsida, Fabales, Fabaceae. The record is from RefSeq and is a predicted model, not a curated record.